Puccinia graminis f. sp. tritici CRL 75-36-700-3 is the source of this 334-nucleotide messenger RNA. RefSeq lists its product as uncharacterized. NCBI's taxonomy places the organism in Eukaryota, Fungi, Basidiomycota, Pucciniomycetes, Pucciniales, Pucciniaceae. The record is from RefSeq and is a predicted model, not a curated record. The coding region runs from base 1 to 258 and encodes 85 amino acids. The transcript is spliced from 4 exons.
AUGAACCUCACCAAAUCAGCACUUCUAGUUUUCUUGGCUUGUGUAUGCCAGUUCGCGAUUGCAAAGUGUGACAAGGGUCAAGUGAAUGCUUGCGCGACUUCCAGUGGCGACCUUUACCUGCCAAAGGAAAAUGAUCCAGGUUGUCGAAUCACUGUGUCCGAAAAGCACUACUGCUGUCCCUCGAACAUUCCCAAGAACCCUACUCCACGACUGGGCUUCGCGAUCAGGCUCUACGGCUGUAGAGCCAACAACUAUUAGCGGCCAGGUUCAUCUUUCAAAACAAAUGUUUCCGAUUCGAAAUAUCUCUAUUGUUUCUCCUACAUUAUGUUUUCCG